Molecule: messenger RNA, 971 nt
Organism: Macroventuria anomochaeta
Lineage: Eukaryota; Fungi; Ascomycota; Dothideomycetes; Pleosporales; Didymellaceae
Exons: 1
Coding region: 205-558 (117 amino acids)
Source: RefSeq, a predicted model, not a curated record
UCAAUGUCUUAGCCUACCUCCCAACACAAAUGUAUCUGUUCUUUUUGCUGGUUGUAUUGUUUGUUGUACGUCGUGGAGGUUGCAGAUUUUCGACAGCGUUCAGCCACGCCGCAAUCGAUGCCUAACAGGUUAUCUCUCCGUUUUCUUCCAGGUCGCCUUUCUUUACAUUACUUGGGCUUUUAAUAGUUUGUUAGUAUCAUCCGAAUGUGCAUACAUCAGUAUCACGUUUUGGUAGUUUCACUAUCUAGGAUUAUCCAACAUGGAAUUUACAAUGUCGGGAAAGGAGUUCACGUAUGGCCGGAUCGACUUGGACCGCCUCUCUUUUCGGCUGAUCCGACUCCUGGGCGGAGGCAAAAAGAUAUUCGUUGCGAGCUUUUCGACGCCUACCUCGACGAAGCCAAAGAUGGCGACAUCCCUUACGAGGCCUUAUUGUAUACAUGGUGUGGCAUUGACAAGAUAGCCAUGAUUCGGAUUAACGGCAUGAAAGCAAGGGUCACCGAAAAUCUGUUCAUGGCGCUGCAUUAUCUUCGCCCAGCAGAUAGUUAUAGAAUACUCUAGAUUGAUGCUGUAUGUAUCGAUCCAGGCCAUGACAAAGAACGAGAACAUCAGGUUCGACAGAUGGGAGACAUUUAUCAAAAAGCAGAAAGAGUCCUCGUCUGGCUUGAUGCUGGUGUGGGUGAUGAGAUUCUGGGUGGACUGAAGCCAGCUGAGCACACCGUGAUGGAGCAGAGCGCGGUCAUGAUAUUGAAAUUCGAGAGAGUGUGAGGAUAUGAAGAUCGCAAGACCUCCGGUAUGGUGGAUGAUGUUGGGGAAAGAGCGGCUCGAAUUCUCAGAAGUCUUAAUACUGCCUCCAUCUUCUACAUUUCAAAGCGAACAUUAGCACCUUGAAGAAAUUCUCACCACCGCCACGACGCGUAUACAUAUUCAAGUAUGAGUCCAACAGAUGAAAAGAUAUGAUACGAGUACUCAAC